UUGAGGGGGAAUGUUGGCUCGGCAGCACUGUUUGCCGAUUUGGUGUGUGCUUGCAGGUCGAGUAGCAAACUGGAUGCUGAUUUUUCUUCCCUGGUCUGCCAUCUCGAGAACAUAAUAAGCAUGUGUGUCUGCGAUGGAUUCUGCUACGAGCUGUACUGCUACAUAGGACUGCUGACAAAGUUUAAAAGAAUCAAACUCGCCGACAGCGACCUGAGGAGGUGCAGCAGAGGCAGCCAGCAUCUGCACAAAAGCCCAAUGCUGGACUCCAGGUUUAACUGCCCAAUAGUGAAGGAUGUCCGAGUACCCACUUUUCUUUUCACCAGGCUCUCUUCAAAGAUAUUGAUGUUCCUUUCCGAGCCUAAGCAUGACAAAAGCUACACAGCCAAAGUCCAUCAGGCAUUCAAAUUCUACAUGAGCAUUGGGAUCCUGCCCAACAAGAUGUUCGUCCACAAGCUUUAUACUCUGCACUCUGGCAAGGACUCGCUGGUUGACAGGAUACUUGAAAUGGAUCUGCUGGAAGCCGACAGAAACGCUGAAGACACCCUGAAGAGGAUAUGUGUUUUGUUUAGUCGCAGUCUGGAUGAGUCGUUAAGGGCCAAGGAGGAUAUCGGCGCAUUGUACAAGCUGUUGUUUGACAAUUUCAGGAUGCUCAGCCGUAACAUCCGCAUGGUUGCAUCGCUAUUUGAGGAAAUCUGUAAAGUUCACAUACGGAGAAUCGGGAAAAGCAAAGAUGUUGAAGAGCUGAAAGCCUUGCAUAUGUCUAUGAACAUUUGUGAAAAGUCUUUGGGAAAGAGGAGCGAAAAAGUAGAGAAGCUGCUGAGGGAUAGGGCGGCUGAGCUGCUGAAGAAGUAA
Vittaforma corneae ATCC 50505 is the source of this 852-nucleotide messenger RNA. RefSeq lists its product as uncharacterized. Lineage: Eukaryota; Fungi; Microsporidia; Nosematidae. The transcript has a single exon. The record is from RefSeq and is a predicted model, not a curated record.